AUGUCUUCAUCUGCAUCACAGUCGAAUAAAUGGCGCAGAGUCACCUUGGCCUGCCAAACUUGUCGGCAUCGGAAAUCCCGGUGUUCGGGUGAUCGGCCAUGCAUCCUGUGCCAAGAACUAGACGUCGAAUGUCUGUACGGAGAAGGUGGCAGUCCGAACAAUCUAACAAUGGGAAAAAGAAGCCAUGAUACAUCGGAACUGGGAGAGAUUGAUGUAUCCGAGAGCUCGAUAGACGGAAUGGGAGCAAUGAAGCUUACAGAUGAAGAAGAUUGUGGUUUCUUUGGGCCUUCUUCCAAUAUCGCCUUCAUGCGUUAUAUAUCUCGAGCAAUAGCAAAAGCAAGCCCACACAGGGAACCGACCCUGAGACCAUCUCCGCCGCAAAGGGAAUGUGGCGGAAUGGUCAGCAUUGCCAAAUCACGACCUCCGUCGAGGGGCCCAGCAUCGGGUGCCGAGAACUCGACCCCGAGCCCGGCUGUCAACAUCCACGCCUUACCUAGCGAGGAGCGUACGUGGAGUCUAAUUCAGCAGUACUUCUACAAGACCGGACAGCUCCUGCCAUUUAUCCAUGAACCAUCAUUCUGUAAGACAUACUUUCAGAUGAAGAGGGAAAGAUUUAGCAAGGUUCGCAGAACUUGGCUUGGUCUACUCAACAUUGUCCUCGCCAUCGCAGCAAGUCUAUCGACUAAGGGUGAUGUGCCUGCGGAGAAGCGCAUACAGGAGUUUGACGUGUAUUAUCAAAGGGCGAAUGGCCUUUGUGAUCGAGACUCUAGACGGAACGCCAGUCUUGAGAUGGUACAAUAUCUCCUGAUCCUGGGCCAGUAUCUUCAAGGUACUCAAAAGUCAGUACAGGCCUGGACCGCGCAUGGGCUGGCGAUAUCUGCGACGUAUCAAUUAAGUCUUCAUUCUCCAGAUGCCAAUCGGGGGUUUCCGCCAUUGGAAUGUGAAAUUCGGAAGCGCACCUGGUUUGGAUGUGUGCUCCUUGAUCGCACUCUAAGCAUGACUUUCGGCCGCCCGUGCAGUAUCCCUGAUUCUUACGUGAAGUUGGACAUGCCCUCUCAAAACUUGCAGAUGCUCAGUUUGACCCCGGAAACUGAGACUCAUCCUAUGUUGAAUGAAUCGUGCUACGGUGCCAAUCUAGGGACCGAAGUCCCCACAAGCUCUAUAGAUGCCAUGUCGGGGAUCCUCGAAGACCAGCGUCGACUUGAUGAAUGGCGUCUUCAACAGUUACCCUCUCUGGGACUCCAAGUCUGGGAUACCCCCAUGAGCUGCGAGGAUAUUGAGAAGAUGGAUGCAGGCUCCGUAAUCCAUCAUAGGUUUAAUGUUGUACUCUCCGUGCGGUAUAAUAACCUUCGGAUUUUGGUCCAUCGCCGCUGCUUGGAGAGCCUCCUCGAUUCAUUCCAGACUCAAGACGACACUAUGGUGACGUCUGAAACACGGUUGCUUCAGCAUAUGGGACUUAACAGUGUUGCUAGUUGUGUUGAAUCGGCCGUGUCGAUUAUGUCUACUGUAUACAAUAUAUCUUCCGGUAGUGGCUGGCGACGUGAGUUUCUGGGUGCAUGGAACUAUUCGCUUUAUUACACAUUCAACGCAGCACUAGUCAUUUUCGGCUCCCUAAUCGUGGCAUCAAAGGAGCGUGACCGUAACCCAUCAGCUUGGACUAUGAUCUACCAUUCCCGGUCCUAUAUAGACACGGCGGCUGAAACACUGCGUCAACUUGAUUCCGGCAAUCCUGUCGUUGAGCGGUGUUAG
Messenger RNA from Aspergillus glaucus CBS 516.65, 1749 nucleotides. RefSeq lists its product as uncharacterized. Gene Ontology annotation, cellular component: nucleus. Gene Ontology annotation, biological process: DNA-templated transcription; positive regulation of transcription from RNA polymerase II promoter by galactose. The transcript is spliced from 8 exons. Lineage: Eukaryota; Fungi; Ascomycota; Eurotiomycetes; Eurotiales; Aspergillaceae. Bases 1 to 1749 code for a protein of 582 amino acids. The record is from RefSeq and is a predicted model, not a curated record. Gene Ontology annotation, molecular function: RNA polymerase II cis-regulatory region sequence-specific DNA binding; DNA-binding transcription factor activity, RNA polymerase II-specific; zinc ion binding.